Molecule: messenger RNA, 649 nt
Organism: Cantharellus anzutake
Lineage: Eukaryota; Fungi; Basidiomycota; Agaricomycetes; Cantharellales; Hydnaceae
Exons: 2
Coding region: 94-450 (118 amino acids)
Source: RefSeq, a predicted model, not a curated record
ACUGCGGCGGCGUUUCACGCGCGGAGGCGAUGUGAUUCUGAUGCAGCAACUUUCAAAGAUGUCGUGAAAUAAGAGUUCAUUUCACUUCCUCCCAUGCGCGCGGCGCGUUUUCCCGGAUCCCGGGCGAGCCGCUCUUGGGCCUUUGAAUGGUCGCAGGCUGUGCCUCGGCGUCCAGCGUCCAUUCGGAAGCUUUAUACCCAUGAAUCGCUUUUAGCGCCCACACACCUUUUAAUUAGACAUACGCCAUGGGCUCUUCUGAUCACUCAUCUACCCCUAAGUAUCGAGUCAUCAACCCAAACGUUAAGCCCCUCUCUUAUCCAGUACGCAGAAACUACGCACGUAGCAAAAAGCUACUCCAGCGAUUCUGCUAUCGCGGGCAUUUCGCAACCUAGCAUAUGUCAACACCUGUGCACAAAUAUGUUCCAAACAAUCAGAAGGUCCAGGAGCUAGUCCCAGGUCCCAGAAUCGGAAUCAGGGGCUUGGGGUCGCAUUUCCAUUAGAAUGAAGCCAAACACUCUGCCACGUUCGUUCGUAACUAGCUUCAUAUGCAUAGCCCUCCAGUACACACUACUGCCACAAAAUGCCACAGUCCUGGGGCUGCAUGUGGCUGCGCGACUUGUGCUGAUAUUCUGAUGUGUCUCAUCUAAAG